AUGCGGCGUUCUAUCUUUAUUUCGGCAGUUCGGCUUGUAUAUGUGGCGACGACUUUUGUUUUGUUUCUGCUUGAGCGGCCAGCUUUCGCUGGAUUUACUGCAUGGUGUUUAUGGGGCUGGGAAGAUAACUGGAUCAGCGCCAAGUGUUGGACGCAGACCAGCGCAUUCGAAAUCGAGCAGCAUGACGCGAAAGCGGCCACCACCUACAUGGUGGGCCUGAUGUCAGGAGCAGGCACAGAGCAGCUUUUUGGUUUGCGGCAGGCGUUCUCUUUCGUUCACGUCUCUCGUCAUGACACGUCUUGUACGUAUCUCACGGCUUCUUCUUUAGUGGCUGAUAGAUUGACGGAAAGCUAG
Molecule: messenger RNA, 354 nt
Organism: Fulvia fulva
Lineage: Eukaryota; Fungi; Ascomycota; Dothideomycetes; Mycosphaerellales; Mycosphaerellaceae
Exons: 1
Coding region: 1-354 (117 amino acids)
Source: RefSeq, a predicted model, not a curated record